GAAAACAAUUAAAUCGUUGUUGUAAGAAACUCAUCAACCUUAACAUGCUGCACAUUCUUGUGAUCGGCACUUUCCAAUGUUUUCGGUUUCCUUUCUGUGUAGCCUCUAAGCUACCAUGUCCAACUUCUCAACUCUUAAGCCAAGUUUGUUCCUAUUUCUUCAAUCAAUGUUUCACCAUUCUUUCAACUCUUUUCUGGUUUAAAUCAUCAUUUUUAUCUGAUAAACCCCAUUUUCUUCCAUGUUAAUCGAGACAUUAGGCACUUCAUUGGCAUAAUUUGGUGGGCUUUGUGGGAUCUAAGUGAAGUUUCUUGGCAGUUUCCAUCUUGUUGACUGGCUCUCUAUCUCGAUCAUUUCCGAUCUUGUCCGUCUUUUAAAAGAAAUUAUAGCUCAUUGGUUUGGCUCACCAUUUGCUUUUCCUUGUGUUUAUCUGCAUAGAGUUCUGAGAAUUGAGUUUCAGUCUUGGAGUACUAUGCAUUUGGAUUUACCGGUGAGACAGUGAACUUUGAGAGAGCUUUCCUCCCAUGAUCCAAUUAAGACAAAAGAGUAAAACGAUGAUUUAAAUAGUUGUUCAUGCUAAACUGAUUAAUAUCUAUAAGUUGAACCGCAUUUUCUUGCCCUCUCUCACUGUCUUUCUUUUCAUUGUUAAACUCGAUCCUUGAUUGUUUUUGCAUUUGCAAUAGAGCUUAAUUGCACUAUCUUACAGUAAAUGAUGGAGCCUCUACUUGCCAUUUUGAAUAGGGACUUGAAAUCAACAGAAUGUGUAGUUCAAGCAGUUUUGCCUGUAUUGAAACUCCUCUCUAUAGCUCUAAUUGGGCUACUUCUUUCCCACCCAAAAAUCCAAAUGAUUCCAAGACCUACUCUUAAGCUUCUUAGCAAGCUUAUUUUUGUUCUAUUCUGGCCCUGUUUGAUAUUCACUCACCUUGGUCCAGUCAUUAGUGUGAAGAAAUUCAGUCAAUGGUGGUUUAUUCCAGUGAAUGUUGUCAUUAGUACAGCCAUUGGUUGCAUACUGGGGUUAUUAGUGGCAUUAAUAUGCAGGCCGCCGCCUGAAUUCUUUCGUUUCACGGUGAUCAUGACAGCUUUCGGAAACACGGGAAAUAUUCCUCUUGCGGUUGUUUCAUCAGUGUGCCACAAUGAAGAUAACCCUUUUGGCGAUACAUGCUAUGAUGGAAUUGCAUAUGCAUCAUUCUCCCAAUGGGUUUCUGUUGUUCUUGUUUACACUCUUGUUUAUCACAUGAUGGAGCCACCGAUGGAGUUCUAUGCGGUUGUCGAGGAAGGGAGUACUGAGAUUGAGGAAUUGCCAAGAAAUGAUAUCAGUACUCCACUUCUUAUUGAAGCUGAGUGGGCUGGAAUUGAGGACAGAGAAACCGAACACUGCAAAACACCCUUUAUAGCAAGGCUGUUUCAUAGCCACUCUGGUGUAUCUCAGUCUGAUAUUCCGGAUGUUGAAACGACACAAGAGGAAAGUCCAAGUGGUACCAAGUCAAAUAGGUGUUUGGCUGAGCCUAAUGUAGUUAAAAAGAUUAGAAUUGUUGCAGAACGUACGCCGAUCCAUCAUAUUCUUCAGCCUCCUUUGGUUGCCACUAUAUUAGCUAUUCUUCUUGGGAUCAUUCCACAAGUAAAACCCAUAGUUUUUGGUUCUGAUGCUCCUCUAGACUUCAUCACAGACAGCAUGGCCAUGAUUUCUGAGGCAACGGUACCUGCAGUUAUGCUUGUUCUUGGAGGAAUGCUCAGGGAAGGACCAAAUGAAUCUAGACUUGGCAUUCGAACUACCAUUGGCAUCAUUGUCGCAAGGCUUUUGAUACUUCCGUUGGCUGGGAUUGGAGUAAUCUAUUUGGCUGACAGAUGGAAUUUUUUGAUCUCUGACAAUUCAUUAUACAGAUUUGUGCUUUUGCUGCAAUACACAACACCGAGUGCCAUAUUGUUAGGAGCAAUGGCGAGCUUGAGAGGUUAUGCAGUUAGGGAAGCUUCUGCUCUUCUGUUUUGGCAGCAUGUGUUUGCUCUGCUCUCUCUUUCAUUGUAUCUAUAUGUCUACUUGAAGCUGCUGGUUUCUUUCCUCUAAGGUUCGUUCAAGCAUUUUUAAUUUCAGGGUUUCUUUUGUUGACAUAUGAUUGGCACCAAUUGACUUGCCCUUCCAUCAUCUAAUUGCAGUUCACAAACCGAUCACUUUUCUCUUUUAUGUACAUAAAAUGUUCUGCUAACCAGUUGAAAUUGAUAUCCUUUUGAUUCUUCACCUUAAUUCUCGAGCCAAACAUCAAACUUUAAACCACGAUUAACUUCCUGGAAAUCUGAACUUGAACUGAAAGUGAGAACUGAUCAUUUAAGAUUUCAACAUUUGAUAAGCUGCGGUAAACUGUAGAGUCUAGGCACAUCAAUGUAACAGGAAACAGAAAAUAUCAACUACAGUGUUGCCUUGUUUAAAGUGAGGGAUUUGUGAUAUGGAUUUUAGUCACUUUUUCAACAUAUGCAAGGAGUUAAGAUGAACUGUAGACUGCACAUGAAGCAGCAAGCUGAAGAUUGUUUUGCCAUACAGAUCCAUUGCAGGCUAGAUUUUAAUGAUUCAGCAAUGAGAUUCGAAGGUAGAAAAGAUGUUACAGCUGCAAAAAUUCUUUGGUACGGGUGAUCUCUACUAUAGCCUUAUCAGCAUCAACCAGCAGAUGAAGUUUUUGUGUCAAAAAUCUACAACAGAAUGAUUAUUUUUAAAACUUCCUGUGGGAUUCAUAUUCUUUCAAAUUCAUUCCAUUAUGUUCCUCCUUGCAUAAUCUCCCAAGCAUCUAUUCUUGAAUGGCAGAUAAUUACAUGAGAGUAGGAUGUCGUGUAGUUUAUACAAUCUGUAGACUGAAAUGUCAAUA
Messenger RNA from Theobroma umbraticum, 2849 nucleotides. The record is from RefSeq and is a predicted model, not a curated record. NCBI's taxonomy places the organism in Eukaryota, Viridiplantae, Streptophyta, Magnoliopsida, Malvales, Malvaceae.